Messenger RNA from Misgurnus anguillicaudatus (oriental weatherfish), 2225 nucleotides. It is a transcript of the gene tcf24, whose product is annotated as transcription factor 24. The record is from RefSeq and is a predicted model, not a curated record. NCBI's taxonomy places the organism in Eukaryota, Metazoa, Chordata, Actinopteri, Cypriniformes, Cobitidae. Gene Ontology annotation, biological process: developmental process; regulation of transcription by RNA polymerase II. Gene Ontology annotation, molecular function: protein dimerization activity; RNA polymerase II transcription regulatory region sequence-specific DNA binding; DNA-binding transcription factor activity, RNA polymerase II-specific.
AUUUUUUAAACGUACAAUUUUAGAUAUGGUAUAAGGCGCCGAGUAAGUUGAUCUGCGUGAAUGAAAUUUGCGCAUAUUUGGACGGGUUUAAUAACUACACCAGGGUAUAACCUCUGAAAGAUGUAGAGUAAUUAGGCAGAGAAGCUUACUUAACCUCAUUUGCUCUGCUUCAUAAUUAUCGGCCUGGGGGCAAUACUGAUACUUCAUCCUUACAAAAACAAUGUUUAUUAAGAACAGUCUAAGAUAUACAUGUUAUGAAUAAUUCCAUUCAUUAAUUCUCCCACAUCUCCGUUUGGAAAACAGAAUGAUUAAUUUAGGAGUCUCACAAGAAUUUCCGCGUGCUUGCCAGUUGAUUGCAGUGUUUAGAGUUUAUUUAUUGGCUAUGAACCAGGAAUUAGUUGCCGAUAUCUACAGGUCAAAAUAUAAAACAAAUAUCCUCUCUUUAUAAAAUAAAACAUUAUCGACAGCAAGGUGCGUUUUACAAAUGCAUCUGAUCAUGACUAGAAUUGAAAUGACAUUUGGCAGCUUCAUGAGUGUUGCAUUUUUGCACAAAAAGUGAUUUGUUAAAAAAACAUCAAUAUUCACAAAGCAAGACAAAACUGGAAAGAUGGAAAUGAUGGAUUCUUGUCUGAACCAUACUCUUUGCAAUUUUUUUAAGUUGUUGCUUAUAGUUUACACACAGCAAUGUGAACUUGUGGUGGGCUAAAAUGCUGCCUCUGGCGUUUGAAAAUGUACUGUGCCCUCCUACCGAUGUGAACGAAGAGAACAGCGCAAGUUGCCAGAGUGUUAAAGGCUCGUGAUUAAUUGCACAGGAGUGAAACACUUGUCAGCUCGUUGUGUUGUCCAAUAAAUUAGAGGCUCGUGAGACUUCACGCACUCAUUCAGGUGAGGAGCCUGCAUGCGCGCGGAUAUACGUAUUUUACCACGACUGCUCAUAUAUAUGUUUUUGCAACGGGAAAAGGACUAUUAUUUUCCUACGUGAGUUUUGCCAAGCAGUGCAACAAGACUCUAAGAGAACAAGUUUUCAUGCCUUGACGUGUGUUUUUUAGGACAGCACUUAAACGACAAUAGAGGCUAUACAGUCAUUUCAAUGGUCGGAAGGCAAGCGAUCCGUAUGGAUGCUAAUGGUUCUGUGACAGUUAUGGAUGACAGUCCCGCAUCCAGCCCUAACUCUAGCCCCAGUCCUGACACCCUCUCCGCGGAGAGCCGGAGCGCAGAGGCCCUGUCUCGCUCCAGGGUGGUCCCGUCCAGCGCCCUCGCUGCUAGAGGGCGACCCGCGGCAGCCAACGCGGCGCGUGAAAGGAGUCGCGUGCAGACCCUCAGACACGCUUUCCUCGAGCUACAGAGAACAUUACCGUCUGUGCCACCGGACACCAAACUCUCCAAACUCGACGUCUUGAUAUUGGCAACUACAUACAUAGCACAUUUAACGAGAACCUUGCAAGAAGAGGGCAUGGAAGAGGGGGACAACACGAAACAAAAUGAAGCUUUAAACUCUCUUAAAGGCGAUGGUUACUUACAUCCUGUGAAAAAAUGGCCAAUGCGUUCAAGAUUAUAUGUCGGUGCUACUGGCCAGUUCCUGGGUAACUCAAAUGAAAAUCAAGGGGCGUCUUCAUCGUCAUCAAAAACAUAAAUCUUUGCACAUGACUUUUUAAUAAAUGAAGGUUAAAGUUGGACUUUUGGAGAACCCCAAAACAGGAAUUUUGAUGCACAAAUUGUUCAGUUACAGUUUAUAAAAUUAAACAAGAUUGUGGUACGCAGAAAAAUACAAUUCUGGUUUCACAUUGAAAGGAGAAUUCUGUCAAUGAUUACAGUAAACAUUGCCAUAUUCAGACGAAUGGAUGUCCAUAUUAAUUUAAUUAUUCAAAUGUAAAUAAGAUUAAAAUAUUAAACAAAUUGUGUUUUUUCCUGACUAAAAAAAAUAGGUCAGGAUCUUUGUUUAGACUGUUCUCUGCAGUUCUGUACUUGUUGGUUGUACAUUGUACUCAGAAAUUCCGUGUGUUGCGUUAAUGAGCUGUCAUGCUUGAACUGUUGGCUAUGCACUUUCUGUUACAACAUUUGCACUAAAGGCAUGUGUGAAUAACUUAACAUUCGUCAUGUGAAGUGGUCUGUCAGAAUCACAACAAAAUAUCAUGAUCCCUUUUCUUUGGUCUUCCUUUUUUCACGUGAAUGGUUGUGUAAAUGUGGAAUGGACAAAAUAAAUAAAAAGAUUCCUAAAAUUUCAA